AUGGGGCAUGGGUCAUGGGAUGUGGAUGAUCAAGCUGCAUAUUUUAAGCUGGCAUUGGAUAGAAGAAGCAACAUAAAUGCCAUCAGUGCUUAUGAGUAUGAGUAUUUUAAGUUUGCCCUCCAAUGGCCACCAACGUUGUGCAUGGCUCAACCUAGUGAUCAUAGAAUGACUCCAAUUCCCAACACAUUUAUUGUUCAUGGUUUAUGGCCAACCAACAGGACCAUACAGAAGGAAAAGGGAGCUAGAUGCGAAGACAACGAAUUUUCUUAUAGCCAGAUUAAGAGUUUGGAGCAUAGACUCCAAUUAUUCUGGCCAAUUUUCAUUGGGAAGCAUAAAAAGUUUUGGGAGUAUGAGUGGGAUACAUAUGAGGCUUGGGAUGUGGAUGAUCAAGCUGCAUAUUUUAUGCUGGCAUUGGAUAGAAGAAGAAGCAUAAAUGUCAUCAGUGUUCUUCAAAGCAAGAACAUUCAGCCAUCAAGAACCAAAAAGUAUCAUCAAUAA
Messenger RNA from Lotus japonicus, 498 nucleotides. Its product is annotated as ribonuclease S-4-like. The transcript is spliced from 3 exons. Gene Ontology annotation, cellular component: extracellular region. The record is from RefSeq and is a predicted model, not a curated record. The coding region runs from base 1 to 498 and encodes 165 amino acids. Gene Ontology annotation, biological process: RNA catabolic process. Gene Ontology annotation, molecular function: ribonuclease T2 activity; RNA binding. Lineage: Eukaryota; Viridiplantae; Streptophyta; Magnoliopsida; Fabales; Fabaceae.